Molecule: messenger RNA, 2044 nt
Organism: Pimephales promelas (fathead minnow)
Lineage: Eukaryota; Metazoa; Chordata; Actinopteri; Cypriniformes; Leuciscidae
Gene: mtx1a
Product: metaxin 1a
Biological process (GO): mitochondrion organization
Cellular component (GO): SAM complex; cytoplasm
Source: RefSeq, a predicted model, not a curated record
UCCGGGUUAUAGGUGUAUGGUCUGUGAAGAUGGCGGCUCCCUGUGAGCUGUUUUGCUGGAAGGCUGGUUUGGGUUUACCGUCAGUAAAUACGGACUGUCUCAUCGUGCUGGCAUAUGCUCGCUUCUCUGGAGCUCCGCUGAAAAUUCACAAGAUUUCUAACCCCUGGAGAAGCCCCACAGGUUCACUACCUGCUCUCAGGACCAAAGAGGAAGGCAGCUGCUCUCAACCCAGUCAGAUCAUCAUUCAAUUGAGGAAACAGAAAUACAAUGCAGACUAUGAUCUCUCGGCCAAAGAGGGUGCAGACACACUGGCCUUCACCUCGCUGCUGGAGGAGCGACUGUUGCCUGCGCUUAUCUACGCUUUAUGGGUCGAUCCUAAGAACUAUGCAGAGGUGACGCGCCGCUGGUACGGAGAGAAUAUGUGCUUCCCGCUCAAUUUCUUCCUGCCGGGCCGCAUGCAGAACAGGCAGCUGGAGCGACUCCGUCUGAUCCGAGGAAAUGGCGCGCUGGAGGCAGGAGAAGAGGCAGAGAAGGAGCUUUACCAUGAUGCUCUGGAGUGCCUGAAUCUUCUCUCUCAGCGCCUAGGAUCGAACAAAUUCUUCUUUGGAGAUUCGCCCUCUUCUCUGGAUGCGUAUGUGUUUGGUCAUCUAGCGCCACUUAUUAAGAUUCAACUGCCUAACUGCCGACUGCAGCAGAACUUGAAGAAUCUGGACAACUUGAACACAUAUUGCUCUAACAUCCUAAACCUGUACUUCCCCAAUGAGAGUAAAGAGGGCGUCAGUCGUCCGGUGUCCAGCACACAGCAGGGGGGCGAUUUUGACAACGAGCCAUACAAGAGACGCAAGCAGCUGCUGUCAGUGCUGGUUGCUGUGGCAGCGAUGUUGAGCUACGCUCUCCUCACCGGCAUAGUAGCUAUUGAGCAUAUGCAGGAGGAGGAGCAUGUAGGCCCCGCCUCACUCAGAGGCCCCUCCCAUGAGGAUGAAGAGGAGGAGUGAAUGAGAAUGAAUGAAAGUAGGGCUUUCUGUUAGUUGCACUGGUAUGGUCACUUUACAUAGUGGAGGAACAUACAAGAAACCAUAUAUUGUUAGGGAUUUAAGUAUUAUUUAUUCCUUGACUUGAGCUUUAAUUGCAUAUAAGCUUUCAGUUUCUAUUUUUGUAAAAUAAUUUUCUGUUUUUCGACAUUGAUGCUUGGUAUGUUCACGUGUUUUUUUUGUUUGUUUGUUUGUUUUUUUACCAAAAAUAAAAAGCAUAACUAUUCAUAGCUACUAUUAUUAAGCUAAGUUCAGGUAAGAGAGCACUUCAAACUAAGGGAUUCCCUCAACUUUUAUUGUGUGACUGUGGACCAAAACAGAGCUUUUAAACCCUUUCAUUGCUUUACGACAAUGACAAUUAGAUUUUCACAUCUCUUAUGUGCUAUUUUGUGCUGUUUUUCUGGUUUUAAUGCACAUUUUAUUUGCUAACUGCUUUAAAUCAUUAAAUCAUUCCGCUCUACUGUCAAUACUUGUCAUACUUCAGACAGAUUAAUGCUCAUGUUAAUGUGAUGCUAUUGAUGAUAGAAAAUAACCAACAUUUAAUCCAAACAUUUAUUCUCCGUCAUGUUGUUCCAAAUCUGUCUGACUGUUUCUUCCGUGAAACACAAAAUGAUUUUUCCAGAAUGUCAGUGAUGCUGAUUUCCGCUGUUUUUUGUUGGGUUUUUUUACUGCCAAGCUCAAGCUCCAAAACAACAUAGUAACGCUAAUGCAUUCGAGUAGUCCAAACAACUUGUGUGGCAUUUUCAAAGUGUUCUGCAGCCAUACGAUAGUUUAUGUGAGGAACUGUCCCUAAUUUAUAUCAUUAUUUGCUAAAAAAUAUUCCUCUUGUAUCUUAUUUGCUUUAAAUCAAAUAAUCAGUGCAUAUGCAUAUUCAAAUUUGGUGCGUCAUGCUUGGUCAUGUGAGGACCGAAGGCAUUCGGCAUCACUAAUUUUGUGUAGUGCACAUUUGAAUUUUGACAGAAUGAUUCAAAAUAGCAUUACGUAUUGAAUAAAAAACUGUGACUCAAACAUGA